Molecule: messenger RNA, 1005 nt
Organism: Apaloderma vittatum (bar-tailed trogon)
Lineage: Eukaryota; Metazoa; Chordata; Aves; Trogoniformes; Trogonidae
Exons: 6
Coding region: 1-1005 (334 amino acids)
Source: RefSeq, a predicted model, not a curated record
AUGGAUUUCAGCUCUCCUUUUGCUCUGCAGUGCUUACUGGUGAUAAUAACUGUUACUCAUGGCUCUGCCACUUGGACCGGUGUGCUCAGCGGUGGCUCGGCAGUUUUUUCCGUGGGAAUUCAAAGUCUGCAGAACCUCUCCAGAAUGAGCAAGAGGGAGGCGAGGUGCUUGACAGCCGUCUUAAAUGAUACUUUGUUGGCUGAGUGUGGCACUGCUGCUGGCAGAUGCCUGAACUUGGAGAAUGGCUCGCUAGUGCUGAGGAGUGUGCAGAAAGAGGAUGAAGGAAAAUACGAGUUUGUUUUUCACAACACCACCAGGUCUUUCACACUGGAAGUAUUUGAACCAGCCAUUGGCAUCCAGUGUUUCCCUAAUGGGACCGGAGAGUUGUCCUGCAACGCAACCAGUACCGAGAUCACCAGUUUUCGGUGGCUGCUGAAUGGGACUGCCCUGAGUGCUCCUGAGGCUUGUGUUAAGGAUGGCGGGAAGAAGGUUCGCCUGGAGAAAACUGUGCCCGGGCAAUUUGUAUGUGAGGUUUACCAUGGGAACAGCAUCGCGAGGACCAAGCCUGUUGUGCUGUCUUGCAGCUAUGGAGACCUGCUGCAGUACCCAUGGUUCAUUUACAUUCUGGCAGGGUGUGCAGGGGGUGUGGUUAUUCUUGUGGUGGCUGUGUCCUCAGUCAUAUGUUGCUGCAUGAAGAGGAGACACAAGUUCAUCCCAGUGCCUUCAGAGGAGAAGGAUGAUGGGCUAACAAUGUCUGUGGUCUCCAGUGAAGGUGUGAAGAGCCCCCCCAACGGAGACCAUGUUGAGGCCCAAGGUGCCCAAAUUGACUGUGCUCCAAAGCCUGAUGCUGCCCAGACUGGUCACGGCAUUGAGCCCCAGUCUGCUGUGGAAGAAAAUGUACCAAUGGAGAUAGAGCCUGAGGAAGUGCCAGACCCAGAGGUCAUAGUUGAUGUGGAAAGUCAGGAGAAUGCCUCGGACUGUUUCCCGGAUCCAACUGAUGACUGA